AUUUCAUUUCAUUUCAGUCACAAUCCGGACACUUGAUUCUUGAAGUACAGCAACUUUUUCCAAACCCUCCAAGACCACAGUACUGAGCCCCACUGGUUGAAGUGAGUCUACUCAUGGCCUCCCUGUCACUCAAAGAGCCUUUAUUGCGGAAACUGGUCACGCUCGUGAAACACCUCAAACUCUUGAAGUUAUCGGUGAUCCUUCUGUGCCGCAUUCACCGACAUGUCAUCACAUUCCUCCGUCGACUACUGCACGGGAUUUCGUACAACCAUGAUAGCCAUUUACAAAGACAAAUACUCAACGUUGAUAGAAUUAUGGGAGCUACUCAGCCUGCUGUUGGGGGCACACAAGACCAGAUCUCAGUGACAACACUUGCUGUACGCCCUCCCGAGAGGGAGGAUGCACCCUCUCAACAUUGUGUUGGGAGUCCUUUGGCAUUUCCAUUACCUCAGGUGCCAAUGGAUCAUCUACCCUAUUCUGCUCAGACAUCUUCGGCAGUACCUAACGUCCGUCAACCAGGAGCAAUUACUCUUCGCCCAAUCAUUGCAUCGCAAAUCGGUAGGUAUGAAAGGAAUAUCACUCAAAGUAAAGAUUUCCGUGUGUUUGAAGUUAGCCCAGGGCCGAAUAAUUUUACAGAGUCAUCAAUGCCAGUUGCCAACUGGUUACAGCUCACUCACCCUGAGGGCGCUCGCUUCUUCUUUAACUCGCAUCAGAGAGUCUUCACCGAUCAAAAUAUUUUGGAGAAUGACCUUGCACUUGAUAUUCUGGCUGCAGCCGAGCAAGCCAAUCGAAUGGCAGCAGAGAGUGGCAAUUUUUGCGCGACAAUGGAGCUUGCUAUCGAAAAGCUCUCCGAAGGCGUCUUUGGAUACUAUUUUGUAGAUCAUGAAGCACGGAUUAUCUUCUGGCCUGAGAUUGUCAGAUCCAGGGAACUUAUGAUCCAUGUACGAGGUGUCUCGGAAAAGAAUCACAUCAGAUAUGCAUUAGAGGCGCAAUACUGGAAACAUUGCACUCUGUUCUCAAACAUGCGUGCUCUCCCUAGACAGACAGUGAAUUGUUUGCGAGAUAUCAUUGCUUAUGCUCAUGCUGAAUCAAUCACAUCUCAAACAUCCCUUUCUCCCUUCGACUUGGAUGAGCUAUCAAACAUACUCAGUGUUGUUGAUCAAGUGAAAGAUAACAUCGAAAAAGUCAACGAACACUCUGUCUGUAUCGUCGCUCGAUACUUGGAUAUGUUCUUUCGGGCCAAAUUUGUCAAUUUCUGUGGGCAGCUUGGUGCCCGUCUUGAUGCUGAUCGAUCGUUAUAUGAUAGUAACAGCAAGAAGCCCCACCCCAUCUUCAUUCGUAUUUUGAACGUUGUUCUGUUCAACUCUCCAGCGAUUCACAGCGAAUCCCUUCACAAUAUUUGGGUGGACAAUACCGUGGUCAAGCCUAGGUGGAAGAAGUUCAUCAGCCAAUUGAAUAGCGAGUGGAACAGUUUCACUGUGUUUUCAACUGUGAUGCUUGCUGUGGAUGUCAGUUUCCUCACAGUUCCUGGAGUAGACGAUCCCUCCGUUCAGUCAAAACCAGCUGUGACGAUUGUGAUUUACCUGUCCACACUUUGUGCAAUGGGCUCGCUCGUGAUUUCUCUUAUCCUAGCGGGUCAGGUCAGCGACAAUAGACGAAGCUCGGCUGACAGUGUGGCAAAAUUCAUUUCCUCGAUGUCCAAAUCACUCCUUGGCAUCGAGAGUCUCGCCUUGAUGCUCAGCCUGCCAUUUGCUCUCCUUAUCUGGGGAAUGAUUUUCUUUGCAAUCGCACUCUCGAUACUGAUCUUCUAUACUACCGAUAUCGUUGCAUUGACCGUUGUUAUCCCCAUAUGGGCGGUUGUUCUUCUCCUCUCGACAUGGCCAGUCUUAGCAGCUAAUAAUUUACACGUCUCGGUUGUUGGUAGGCGAGCCAUCAAGUACUGGAAAGAUAUCAUGCAAAACAUAAUCAUUAUACGAAGGCAAUGAUCGAGUUUCCUUUAUUCGAUCUGUGGAUGGGACUCUUGACUUUCAUACGUAGCUCACUUGGUAUUCACUUGUACUCAUGCCGGUCUCUCACCAUGUCAUAGUUACAGCUUAUACGUAGUCGUUCUCGAACACUAGGUUAUGACUGCU
Messenger RNA from Suillus fuscotomentosus, 2132 nucleotides. RefSeq lists its product as uncharacterized. The transcript is spliced from 13 exons. The coding region runs from base 114 to 1985 and encodes 623 amino acids. The record is from RefSeq and is a predicted model, not a curated record. NCBI's taxonomy places the organism in Eukaryota, Fungi, Basidiomycota, Agaricomycetes, Boletales, Suillaceae.